Molecule: messenger RNA, 5566 nt
Organism: Thalassophryne amazonica
Lineage: Eukaryota; Metazoa; Chordata; Actinopteri; Batrachoidiformes; Batrachoididae
Product: centrosomal protein of 164 kDa-like
Exons: 32
Coding region: 148-5373 (1741 amino acids)
Molecular function (GO): protein binding
Source: RefSeq, a predicted model, not a curated record
CAGAAAAGAAGAAGAAGAAGACUUCAGCAGCGGAUAGCAAACUGAUUCGAAGAUGUUAGCCUUGUAAACUGACCUUUUCCCCUUAUUUAUGUCCUUAAUUCCAUUGUGACUAUAAUUUUUACGCUUCGAGGUUACAUUCCAGUGACAAUGACUGAAGAUGUUUACAUGGGAGACCAGCUGAUCCUUGAAGAGGACUAUGAUGAGAACUACUUGCCCAGUGAACAAGAGUUACAUGAAUAUGCAAGAGAGAUUGGCAUUGAUCCCGACACUGAGCCGGAGCUGUUGUGGCUGGCAAGGGAGGGUAUAGUGGCCCCUCUGCCCCCCGAAUGGAAGCCCUGCCGAGAUGUGACAUCGAGUGGCGAUAUCUACUAUUUCAACUUUGCCACAGGCGAGUCCACUUGGGAUCAUCCCUGUGACUUGCACUAUCGCCGUCUGGUGGAGCAGGAGCAUAAGCAUGCCAAGUUGCGGGCUACAGCAGAAGGCCCAGGCCUCAAGAAUGAUAAAGACAAAAAGAAUAAUAAGAAGAAGAAAGAGAAGGUGAAAAACAAGCCACUCAAAGUUCCUGGGGCACCAAGUUCAGCAUUGAAUCCUUUACCAUUAUCAGUGGGCAAACUGCCUCCCCUUAGAGGUUCUGCUGCUUCUGGACUCAGCCCACUUCUUGGACCUGCUUCUGCUGUCCUGGGGUUGCAUGGUAGCUCAUUGGGGUUACAGCCUCUCAAGGAGUCUCUUGGGUAUACUCUGAGUACUGGAGCGUCUAGCAUUGUAGGCAGCCGGGAAAAGGACAAGGUGUCUCCACCUAAAUCUAUAGAUAAUGAUGAUGAUGGUGAUGAUGAUGAUAUAAUCUCAGAAAAUGAGUCAAGUCGUCGUGGUUCAGACAAAUUAUUGGAGCUCAAUCCAGAUACCACUGGAGGACGCCUAAAACAUGAGGGUCAUUGGCGUAGGGAAGCUUCUGGCAUUCCAGGCAGCCAACAGGAGAAAAAAGUUCCUCACUCUCUGUCUGGUUCUGAUAAUGGUGACAAAAACAAAAGCUCAGAUGAUGAGGACAGUGAAGCUUCAGCUGAGAAAGGGACUGAACCAAAGUUAAAGGACUUGUCUCUGUCUGGCAAUAACAGCCCAGAUCCACCAUCAAAGAAGAAUUCGAGGAGCAGGGGUGCUUCUGCUUUUUCAGACAGCCGAAAGGAAAAAAAAGCUCCUCUUCCUCUGCCUGCCACUGAUAACGGCAACAAAAACAAAAGCUCAGAUGAUGAGUCAAAUUCUCCAGGUUCACGUAGAUUAUUGAAAAACCUCUGUCUGGAUCUGGGUUCCCUUGGUGGAGGCCAAAAGUAUGAGGGCAGUGAAGCUCCAGCUGACAUGACACCUGAAUCAGAAUUGCAGGACUUGGCUCAGUCUGAAAACAACAGCCCAGAUCCUCCAUUCCAUCAGAACUCUGUGAGAGGAUGUCAUCUCCUCAUGUCUCCUCCAGCAGGCAGCGUAAGUCAUGUCAAUGAGGAGGGGGCAGAUCCUAUAAGCUCUCAGUCCCAGUCUGCUGAACAGCCAGGCCAGGAGGCAGGGGAGGAGAGUGAUGAAGUAGAGGAGGAUGUAGGUGGAAUAGCUGCCAGAGGUCAAAAUGGAGAGCAAGAGGGAGCUGAGGCAGAGAUAAAUACCAUUGAAGAGAAUGACAAAAUGUUGGCUGGCAGAAACACAAUGGCUGUAGCAGGCAAGAAAGAGGAGGAGGAUGAGGAAGAGAGGGACACCAUAGAGGAGGAAUGCUCUGAAGGGGAUGAUGGUGAGAGAGAAAGCCUGACACAUGGCAAGAAGGAGAAUGAUGAGAAGGAGGAAGAUGGCAGCGACAAGAACGUGCACAGGUACAUUGUACGCGAUAAUGAGAUGACAGUCAGAGAAGAUGAGAGUGAUGAAGGUAGAAAAGAAGUCAUGGAAAAUGAUGCAGUGGUGAUGAGAGGGUGCAAUGCAAAGAAAAUGACAAAGGAGAAAACACUACAAAAGCUUGUUUCCCAAGAGUCAGGAGCAUUUGAGGAGGACAAUGUUGAAGUUCUUGAGGAGACAAUAGGAAGAAAGACUGAGGGGCAGGAAAACCAAAAUGACUCUGCAGAAGAGAAAGCUAGGACAGUACUUCAGAGAAGAAUAAAUAGAGAGGAGAAAGACAGUGAGGCAGAGCAGGCAGAAGGCUGUAUAAACCACAAGGAAGGUCAAAGGAAUGAAAGGGAGGAGGAUGGUGAGAAUGAGGAGACUUUGGAGAGGUGCUCUCUCAGUCGAAGGCAACUGACCCAAAGUGACGAGCAACUGUUGGAGAGAGGUCUGCGGAGCGAGGGAGAAGAAACAGAGGGAGGAAAAGAGGACAAAACAGAUGUUGAAAAGCUGGAAUCCUUGCCAGAGAGUGAAGAGGAUGUCUUCAAGGAGUCUGAGGCAAACAUGGCUCAUGGUCCAACACUAGACAAGCCAAGCAACAUGAUGAUAUUGAGCAGCCUGAAGACACUUGAUAAUAAAAAGAGCCCCCUUCCUGCAGAGAAGUCUGAUUCCAGUAAGAAUGUUGAAGAGGCUUCAUCCUCUGCAGAUGCCCAGCUGUCUGAAGAGGUCCUAGGCGGCCUCUCUGAUUACAACAGUCCAUCAGAGACAGAUUAUAAAGGAGGAAUGAAAACUGAAGACAGUGAGGAUGGUGUGAGGAUGAAGAAGACUGAAGCUGCCAACAGGCAUAUACAGGCCGGAGGAGAUGGAAACCAGCUUGCAAGCUUCCUGUCUAGCCACUCGGACAAAGAAGUGAAAACCAGUGACUCUUUGAGACUGAAGAUAACUGAAUCAACCAGAGGCAAGCUGGUCCGUACUUCCAGAACUCAACUGGAAGACUAUGAACCCCACACAUGUAGCAAAGAGAGUUUACUUGAAGAGGAGCCAAACUUUAGGGUCCAGAAAGACAUGGACAAGGAAGAGGUGGAGAAACAGCAGGAAGAAGGGAACAAGGUGGAGACAAAGAAUGGAAGGAAAGAGGAAGCGGAGAAGAGGAAGACUGAUCAGCAGGUGGGCGAGGAGACGGAGCAUCUGAAGAAGGAGAAGAAGAUUCAUGUCCUCCAGCAGGAACUGAGGAGGAGGGAGGAGGAAGAAGAGGGGAAACUGAAGGCGAAGAGCGAUGAAAGACUGAGGGCUCUGCAGUUCAGUCUCCAGUUGAAGAUGAGCGAGGAGGAGACCAGGCUGAACGAGGAGACUGACAGGAUGCUUAAGGAAAUUAGGGAGUCUGCACAGAGGGAACGAGAGAACCAGCAGCACAGGAUACGGGAGGAGGGCGAAGCCAUAUUGACGGAGUUGCGAGUUACUCUCGAAAAAGAACGAGCUGCAGAAUGCAAUCGGCUCAUGGUUCAGAGGAAGCAGGACAGUGAACACCUCAAGGCCGAAUUAGAAGAGGAGCUGGAAGUUGAGAGGAGGCGUCUCCAGGGAGACAGGGAGGACAAAAUGAACUCUCUGAAAAAAGAGGUCAAAAAGCAAGAGAGGGAGAUGAUGAGUUCAAGAUCUGAGCAAGAAUUAGCAGACUAUCGUCGACAGCUGGCUGAUGUGCUCCAGGAGGUGCGGGAGGAGGUGCAGCGUGAUCACGAGAGAAAGCUGGAGCAGCAGAAGGAAGCUCACAACAGAGAGCUGAACAACAUCAGAAAGAAAUACCUUGAUGAGGAGGGUGCUCAGAGGGAGCGCUUGCGCUUGGCUCUGCAGGAGGACUUGGAUCGCCUGCAGUCCACACAUGUUGUUGAGCUUGACAAACUCCACCUGCAGCUCAGUGCACAGAUACAACAGAUACAACUGACACACACACAAAAGGAGUCCGAACUACAGAAUCUGGAACACAAUUUGGAGCUGCGAGCCAAACAGUUGAAGAGUCAGGAGGCCACGCUCCAAGACAAGGAAGCAGAUCUGAAGAAAAGGAACAAGCUGCUGGAGGCGGAAGAAGAUGAGGUGAACAGAAAGACAGAUUCUCUACCACAUCUGAGCCAGCAGAGAGACCAGCUGAAGGAGGACCUGAAAAGAAUGCAACAGAAGAUCUUUGAAAGCCAAGAGCUCUUUGACAGAAUGAGGGAGGAGAGAAAUAAGGCAAAGCAUGAGGAGGAGAGGCUGAGAGAGGACAGGGACAGAGCCCAGGAGGAGAUCAGGAGGUUAAAAGAAGUCAAUGAGCGAUUGAAGAACAAGGUGUCGCUGCUGCAGGAGAGAAGUGAGCAACUCAGCCAGAGAGUCAGUGAGCUGGAACAAGAAUCCAGCCGUCAGCCUAAAGAUGCAAAGAGAGAGGAAAUGGCAGAGACUACGCUAACUUCCAGUGACCCAAGAGAGCCAUCGCUGUACGUUGAUGACCUCGAGCUUCAGGGAUCUCCUUCAGCUGACAGCCACAACAUCCCGAGCAAAUCCAUCCAGAAGACAAAGACCUACUUGGAGAGGGAGAGCAAGCGGAUGAUGGAGAGACAGGCAACUCAUGCCACUCCCACUUAUGACUCUACCCAAGAAGGAUUGGUCACUGAGGAGAUGAUGAAAACACUGGAGCAGGUUGCUCAAAAUCUGUCAGAGCUCCCACUGACUCUACAGGGAGGGAGCGCUGUCCUGAGGAGGAGAGAGGAGCAGCUCCAGCAGCAGGACAGCGCUGUAGCUGAAGAGCCAUUGUUUGAAGAAUUAUCUCGGCUAGCAGGAGACAGGAAGGUGACCUUUGAUGUGACAGAAUCUGACUUGAGCAGCCUCUUGGAUCCUCUGGAUGGAGCAGCAGGAGGCCAUCCCACCAUGCCAGCCAAAGUGCAAGAGCUAGCAGAAUCUCUGCAAAAGAUUUCAGGCCAGCUUCAUAAAGUUCUUGGUGCACUGAGUUCACUGACCCAGACACAGAGGGCUGUCCACAACAGAGCCUUCCACCAACCUUUAUCCCAUCCUCUGUCCACUCCGGCUCCGUUUGCUGCAUCUCUCGCCUCUCCCCUUGUCGUUCCUCACAAUGCCAAUCUAGGCCUAAACACCUUAGGUACAGAGCCGUGCUGGAACUGGACGUCCCACAGCAGCUCUGUAAAUGCCCCCCUCUUCACCACCCCCAUCACUAACAAGCUCAGGACCUCAGAGGACCUCCUCAAUAGCCAGUGGGGUCCAGUAUUUCCUGGGGCAGCUGUGGAUCCAAUCUCCAGUACAAUGAGGAGCACCUCAUCCUAUUCAGCAUACACUCCUGCCAGCCUGCAGUCCGUACAGAGGUCGGUGAGCAAUGAUGGGCAGAACCUGCAGGAGAUGAUUGACAGCACCAGGAAGUGGUUGGAGAUUCGCAAGAAAGACACCAGCAUACCUCUGCUGACACGCUAUCAAGUUCCGCCCAGCAAGCGUGACCUGGUCCAGCUGCACAUGGACAGUGACAACCAGAUCAGAGUGUGUCAUUACUGAGGCCUUUGGAACUUAAAGCACUAUUUGUUUAGUGAUGUUUACACACCCACACACACAGCCUCAGUUGAGUGUCAUGUGCUCUCUUUGAGUCUUUGUUUUUUGUCCAGGUUUCAAGGUUUUUCAGGGUUUUGUCCAAGAGCCAGGAAGUUUAGUUGAUACCAUCUGAGGGGAAUAAUGCUCUUAGUGAUUUUUG